Molecule: messenger RNA, 1873 nt
Organism: Hydractinia symbiolongicarpus
Lineage: Eukaryota; Metazoa; Cnidaria; Hydrozoa; Anthoathecata; Hydractiniidae
Product: hydroxyproline dehydrogenase-like
Exons: 9
Coding region: 317-1846 (509 amino acids)
Cellular component (GO): mitochondrion
Molecular function (GO): FAD binding; proline dehydrogenase activity
Source: RefSeq, a predicted model, not a curated record
AUUACACAAUAGUAAUAAAAAUAACCUUCAGGGAAUAUGUAUUUGCAUAGAUUUUAAAAAACGUAAAAAAGGCAAGUGUGCCGCAAAUCUGUGCAUAUCCAGUGAACUUUGCAUCUUUUGGGAGUUGUAUCUUCUCUUUUAUACCUGCAUGAGAAAAACAUUUGAAUCUAUUCUUUCGUCCAUUAUCUGCUUAAGAAAAUAAACAUUUUUUUUGAAAAGCACUUUAAUAAACAAGCACAACAAGUUAAACAAGUUUUUAUCAACAGUUACGCGAUAUAAAUCUACACGCUGUUUUUUUAUUUCACUAGGUCACAGAAUGUUUAUGAUGAGAGCAUCAAGAAAGAUAUUUUACAUGAACGCAUUGUAUGGAUUGAAAAUAAGUAUAAUUAAGUCUUCGUAUACCAAAUGUUUACCAACGGUAACAAAGCAGCAAUGUUGCGCUACUAAAAAAGAAACACUUACAAUAAAUUACGAUAAAACUGUAGAAAAGUACGAGAAAACGACAGCAGAGAACGAGAAAAAUACAGCAGGUUACAAGAAACUUACAACAGAUUACGAAAAACUCGAUGUAUUUCGAGAUAAGUCUACCAAAGAGUUACUUAGAACGUACCUUGUUUUAAAAUUAUCAUCAAUUGAGACUUUUGUGAAGUAUUCCGAUAAGAUUUUCCUGAUUAGUGACCGGUUUAUAUGGAGACCGAUGAUGCACAAAGUGAUGGAAGCCACAUUCUACGGCCAGUUUGCUGCAGGAGUAACAGUCAAAGAUGCUGAAGAAAAGGCCGAAAAACUAAAAAAAUCUAGCAUCCGAUCAAUGCUAUGCGUACCAAUCGAAUCUAUAGUAAAUCUAAACAAAAAUGAAAGUGAGAAAACUGUAGAAAAAAACAAAAAAGUGGUUGAAGAUUGUAUUCAAGCAACAGCUCAUGUGGAGGCUAAUGGAUUCGCGCAAGUCAAACUAACAGCCUUGUGUGACCAGGAUGUACUGCUUGAAAUGAAUAAGUAUUUAUUACAGUACGAAACAAAUCAUCAAGAAACCGGUGCAUGGAACGUCAAAUCGAUGUCGUCUUUGCUCGAAAAACAAGACUUACAUAAACUCUACAUUCCUGAACUAUCAACAAAUUCGAACAAGAAGCUACAAAAGCUUUUUACAAUUGUAGACGACCUUACGCAGAAGUGCGUUGAAAAACGAACAAGAAUAAUGAUAGAUGGCGAACAAACGUACAUACAAGCAGCGUUGGGAUACAUCAUACUUGUUCUCCAGGCUAAAUUUAACAAAGAUACAGCCACUGUUUACAACACAUAUCAGUGUUACAGAAAGGAUACACUUAAAAGGAUAAAAGCCGACCACGAAUUGGGAAGCAAGUAUGGUUUUAAAAUUGCUGGGAAACUAGUGCGUGGUGCAUACAUGUCUUUAGAACGUCAACUUGCCAAAGGAAACAACCACGUGGAUCCGAUAAACGACACCUACCAAGAUACGACUCAUAUGUAUCAUUCGGCUGUUGAUUAUCUCCUUCCUUAUGUCCGCCGGCAAGAGGUAGCAGUUAUGAUAGCUUCACAUAAUGAAAGCACAGUGGACUACGUAAAAAACAGGAUGUUAGAACUUCAAAUUGCAAAAGACUCAACAGCCAUAUGUUUUGGUCAGUUAUAUGGGAUGUGUGACCAUGUCUCGAACCAUCUUGGUGAAGAAGGAUACGAAACAUAUAAAUCACUUCCAUACGGCAACAUUGAAGAUACAUUGUUAUAUCUUGCUAGAAGGAGUCAUGAAAACAAAACCGUCAUCGAGAGGACAAAAUUUGAACGUUUGUUAAUUAAAAAGGAACUAAAAAGAAGAAUUUUUACAUUGGGUAACUAAGCUUAAAUAAAUACCUUUGCUGUUUAA